GUGGGCUUCUUCAUGAUGGGCCGGGUUAAAGAACUGAAGCCCAUGCUAAAGUUUUAUUUAGGGGGAAAUUAAAUUUAAUUAAAUAAAUAUUCCAAAACCCCCAAAUUGAAAUAGGGUUUUAGAAACUAAGACCGCGCUCUAGUAGAGUGUUCAUCCCCAAUUCGUUCCAGCUUCUUGGAUUGCAUGAUAAGACCGCGUUUCCGGUUUCUAAGUCGUUUUAUGAUCGAUUUAUAGCUAGAAAUAUAGAUGGAUAAGUCCAUUUUGGUACUUGAUAAAGGUACAAGAUGCACAGCUUGGAAUUACAGCGGCGAGAGAUUGGUUGCUGGACUCGUUGAUGGUUCGUUGGCCGUUUAUGAUUCAACUGAUCCAGCUUCUUCAAACUUUACUUGUACCUCCAGAUUUAAGGCACAAAAUUGCGGCAUUGUGAAAGUGGUCUGGGCUCCGCCAGAAUACGGGGAUGCGGUUGCUUGCAUUAGUGAAGAUGGGAAUUUGUCAUUGUGGGAGGAGGUCAUGGAAGAUACUGAGGACCCUCACUGGAAGAUGUGCAAAUGCUUUGACAGAAACACGAGUCAAGUACUAGACGUUCAAUUUGGAGGUGGUCAAACAUGUCUGAAAUUGGUUGCUGCAUAUUCUGACGGACAAGUAAAAAUAUAUGAGCUCCUAGAUACGCUUGAACUGGAGAAGUGGCAGCUUCAGGCUGAGUUUCAAAAUGUGAUUGAUCUGGUGUCCAAGUUUGGGAAUGUCUCCAGUUUAUCUGCGUCUGUUUCAUGGAAUCCACAAAGAAGUGAAGUCCAACAAUCAAGUUUUGUUUUGGGCUUUAGUUCAAACACUCCAACGUUAAAUUCUGCAAAGGUCUGGGAGUUUGAUCUAGAUCAUCAAAGAUGGCUUCCAGUUGCAGAGCUUUCUUUACCUGAGGACAAGGGUGAUCAAGUUUCUUCAGUUGCUUGGGCACCAAAUAUCGGAAGGCCUUAUGAACUGAUAGCUGUCGCGACUCAGAAAGGAAUAUCAAUCUGGCACCUAGGGUCAAACCCUGAUCAUGACGGGAGACUUUCAGUGCGUAGGGUUGCCCUGCUCGCUGGUCAUGAUAAUGAGGUGUCGGAAAUGGAAUGGGAUAUGAGCGGAAUGACACUGGCUACCACGGGAAGCGAUGGCAUGGUGAGGCUGUGGCAGUCGAACUUAAACGGGGCGUGGCACGAGCAAGCUGUUCUGGCACCACCUAGUUAGUCCUGCUCUCGCCCAUCAUUCCGACGCUCACUAAACUAUUCUGUUGGUGUUGAGCUCUGGGAUUGUAUGCGUGCCUCUUAUUAACUGUAAUGCUAUAGAUAUAUUGUUGCCCAUCUGUAUAUUUAAGUAAAUUUUUUCCAGCUGAGUUUGAACAGGUGCUGUUAGUAUUUCACUAUUUCAUAGAGACUUCUUUGACAAUUGAGUGCUCACAUUUUCAAA
Salvia miltiorrhiza (redroot sage) is the source of this 1443-nucleotide messenger RNA. RefSeq names its product protein SEH1-like. Gene Ontology annotation, biological process: positive regulation of TORC1 signaling; cellular response to amino acid starvation. The transcript is spliced from 8 exons. Gene Ontology annotation, cellular component: Seh1-associated complex; nuclear pore outer ring. Gene Ontology annotation, molecular function: protein binding; structural molecule activity. The record is from RefSeq and is a predicted model, not a curated record. The coding region runs from base 247 to 1224 and encodes 325 amino acids. Lineage: Eukaryota; Viridiplantae; Streptophyta; Magnoliopsida; Lamiales; Lamiaceae.